Molecule: messenger RNA, 2142 nt
Organism: Knipowitschia caucasica
Lineage: Eukaryota; Metazoa; Chordata; Actinopteri; Gobiiformes; Gobiidae
Source: the annotation of a GenBank genome assembly
AUGGGCGAAGCCUAUGCCAAAUGGGUGGUUUCAGAGGGGUCAGCAGUCCAGUUCCUGUCCACUGUCUUCUCCCUCUCUGCUCACGUCGUGAAUGAAAGUCUGCCCCACGGGAAUGAGCACCUCCUCAACUGGGCACAAAGGAAAUACAGGGCUGUCACCUCCUUCUCCGAGCUGCGGAUGACUCAGGACAUCUACAUCAAAGUGGGAGAAGAUUCUGUCUUCUCCGACACAUGUAAGAUCGACACCAGGUUCCUGUCUCUGAAUUACCUGGGUGGGUACAUGGAGCCUCAGCCCUCCAGAGGCUGCAUCCUCUCUGGCCCCGAUAAAGAAAGAGAGGUCCAUGUCAUCGAACUCCAGGCCCCCAACUCCAGCAGUGCGUUCCAGGUGGAUGUGAUCGUGGAUCUUCAGCCGCUGGAGGAGGGCGCACCUCUGCACCGCGAUGUCGUCCUCAUUCUGAAAUGUGCCAAAGUCGUCAACUGGGUCAUCAAAGCCCACAGAGUCAUGGGCAAACUGGAAGUGGUGGCCUCAAACACUAUCAGCCUUGGUUCUGGUUUGGAGAAGCUGAUGCACGUGACUAAGUUGCCCAAGCAGUCUUUACCUCUGGGGUCCCAAAACCUGAUCCAGUGGGCAGAGGAACACGGCUACAGCCCCGUCACCUCCUACACCAGCACUUCUGUGGCCAACCACUUCAACCUCAGGCUCCGCGAACAAGACAUCGUGGAUCCUCUUGAGAGCAUGUUUCAUCCAGAUCUGUCAAUCCUCCACGACUCCGUCCCUCGUCAUGAGUCCAGAGCUGCUCCGCGUCUAUCAGGUCUGCCAUUCCCCUUCGCCCCUGCUCGUCCCGGUGGCUCGGAGGACCACCUGCGCCUGCCCCCAUCCCUGAACGAGCAGCCGUGGGACAGCGAGGGGCCAGAGGAGGUGCUGGGAAUGCUCAACGUGGGGCUGACGGUGCAGUGUGCGGAGGACAGGAUGGUGGUCAGCCUUGACAAGGACAGCCUCAAGGCGAACGGAUUUACUAAUGCGAGCCUCACGCUUCAAGACCCAGAAUGCAAAGCGACGGUGAAUGCGACACACUUUCGGCUGGAGACCCCUCUGGAGGGAUGUCAGACCACCGUGUACCCCAUGCAGAGCACCUCACUGCACAUCAACUCUGUCUUGGUGAGUCACGCUGAGUCUAAUGCUGGGAGCGGUAGGCCAUCGGUCUUUGGACUAGAUCUGGACCAUGAUGAUGCUCCAUUCCCACGAGAAGCCAUGGAACCCCCUUCUGUAAUCAUGUUCAACUGCAGCUAUCCAACGAGCGAGGAGUCUUCUGAAACCGUGCCCAGGAUCUUCCCGAAGUCGCAGAGGCCGAAGCCGGUGAACGUGUCCUUCAACAUGGAGCUGUACGACAGUCUCCCCCACAGCGGGCCCUCUCGACAGGCUUUCCACACGGUCUCACACCAUCAGCCAGUCUAUGUGCAGAUCACCUCUGCCACAUCUGACCCAGACCUGAGCUUCACCAUCAUCUCCUGCUUCAUCUCCCCCAACUCCAACCCCCGGAGCCCUUCUGAGCACUCCCUCAUCGAGACGGUUUGCCCCACGGACGACUCCAUCAAAUUCUACCCGUCUGAACAUCAGCCGGGGAAGAAGACGUUCAGCUUCGACUUCAGCUCAAAGUUCAACUUUUCUCUGCUCUUCCUCCACUGUGAAAUGUCUCUCUGCUCUAAAAAGUCUCCAGGAUCAUUCCCUGCGUGCUUACAACCCAGUGAAACUUGUGAUUCUCUGUCGGUGGAUAAAAUCAUGACGAUGAUGAUGGACACAAAGACCUCUACUCAACCUUUAGUCGUGGUGGAUGGAUCUUCUGAACCCGAUAUCACAGUUCUGCCGACACGGACGCCGCAGCCAAGUCCCCCCAUCUCCGACAAUGACAAUGCUGUGUACGUGCUGGACACUCCCACAGUGGUGGGCAUUGCUUUCGCCGCAUUUGUGAUCGGAGCUCUUUUGACAGGGGCUUUAUGGUUCAUCUACUCCCACACAGGGGAGAGCAGCAGUGGUCCUCAGCCUGUGCAGAAGCCUCAGCCUCCGGCCUCAGAGAACAGCAGCGCAGCCCCCAGUAUCGGCAGUACCCAGAGCACCCCGUGUUCCAGCAGCAGUAACGCAUAG